CUCUGGCCAGCCAGAAUGCCAUGGCUGCCUGACCAUCUCCAUUCCGUAUGGCUGGGUCAGGCUAUGGGUGGUUGAAAUGGCCGUCCGCGGCCUUGUCCCCGGAGAAGCAGGCGGCGCUGCAGAAGGCUGGGGGCAAAUUCAUGGAGGCUCUGGACUCGGCCAAGGUGACCGCGGAGCAACGCCUGGCCCAAGGAGCGGCGCAGGUCCGCGCCGCCGUGGAGACGCGCCAGCCGCGGUCCCCGUCGGCGGCCUGGGCCCGGCGGCCCUCCACGCGCCUGGGGAGCAGCGC
This is a messenger RNA of Effrenium voratum, 289 nucleotides long. The record is from the annotation of a GenBank genome assembly. NCBI's taxonomy places the organism in Eukaryota, Dinophyceae, Suessiales, Symbiodiniaceae.